AUGGCCAGACUUGAUGGUCACUGCCGAGAGGGAAGUUUAAGAAAGGUCGAAGAUGUGGAGAAUGCCGAGUUCCUAGCGGCAAAAGCUUUGGUGAGAGUUCGAGAUGUCGUUCCUGUAAGAGUUAUGAAUUUAAAGGGAACUGCUAUUAAAGCCUUGGGAUGGAGACUAGGUCUACAAGUAGUAACAGGCGCAAUUUCGGUAACUUUUAUUCUGGGUACCUUCUACCGGUCAGCCUCCUUGUAUCACCCUCAACGAAGAGCCAUCCUCCAUAUCAAGAACCAAAAGAGGAAGAUCAAAGACAAGAAUAAGAUCGAAGACAAAGUCCCAUUCUUCGACUUCAGCACCUUGAAAAGUAAAACCGUCCGUAUUCUUCUGAUUUCUACUGGAAUCAGUGCCUUUGGUAUUAACACUCCUCUCUUCUAUUUGGCCUAUCAAGCUGAAGUCGAAGGUCUCGGAGACUCGACGAUCUUCUUGCAGGUGUACUUGGGACUGGCUUGGACUGUAGGAUGUGUAGUAUUCAGCACGUUGGUGCUGCACAAUUCAACUGAAUGUCGAAUUGCCAGGCAGUACCUCUGCCAGACUGCAGUGUUUAUGUGUGGGCUCUCAAUACUUGCCUUCACAGUCGUCAGUGGGAAUUAUCACGCUUACGUAAUGUUUGCUUGGAUUUACGGUAUAUUUUGUGGUGGAUAUCAUUAUUCGCUGAAGAUGUAUACGUACGAACGAGUGAGGGCUCGAAACUUUGCCAGGACUUGGGGUUUCGUACAAUGUUCGCAAGCAAUACCCAUCGUCAUUGGGGUACCCUUUUCCGGUUAUAUGAACGAAAAAUGUGGGGACCGAGCGGGCUACUACUUCAGCUCUACAUGCGUACUAGUAGGUAGCUUAACCUUGUUCCUCAUAGACCUUCACAGAAGAAAAAUAGCACGUCACAAGCAUACCAGAGAAAACGGUACUCGUCACCUCUGUGUGUCCGAAACCUGUCCGCAAAGACGAAAGCUAUCGUUCACCCAAGAACCAGACAAUAAUGACGGAGCAGUCACCAUGGGUGCCGCGGCAGCUGCUUUAGUACUGGGAGCGGAUUUGGGAGGAAAUCAGGGCGGUGGAUUGUUGGAUAAUAUAAUUCUAUCCAAUGAGAAGCCUGAGCUGACGUGUAUUUCUGAAGAAGGAAUAGCAGACAUGGAUCUUCCAGACAACCUUCUGGACGAUCUGGACUAUAUAGGAGACUGUAUUACUUCGUGUAACAAAGUAGAAAAUUAUUUAAUGCUUAGCGAGUUCGAAAAUAAUCUAAUAGCGGAAAUGCCUGUGAUAUUGGACAGGAAAGGUAGACGUUGGUCCUUGGCGAGAUCCAAACCGACUCAGAAUAACGAAGAAUCCACCAAUGAAGAGGAAACUAACGGCGUCGCCAAGGGAAAUGGGAAAUGGAAAGUUUUUCCCAAUAGGGUUAUCACAGUUAUAGAUGAAUCUUCGGUUUAG
Diabrotica balteata is the source of this 1470-nucleotide messenger RNA. NCBI's taxonomy places the organism in Eukaryota, Metazoa, Arthropoda, Insecta, Coleoptera, Chrysomelidae. The record is from the annotation of a GenBank genome assembly.